Messenger RNA from Myripristis murdjan (pinecone soldierfish), 1709 nucleotides. RefSeq names its product xylose isomerase-like. The transcript is spliced from 14 exons. Gene Ontology annotation, molecular function: xylose isomerase activity. The record is from RefSeq and is a predicted model, not a curated record. NCBI's taxonomy places the organism in Eukaryota, Metazoa, Chordata, Actinopteri, Holocentriformes, Holocentridae. Bases 94 to 1413 code for a protein of 439 amino acids. Gene Ontology annotation, biological process: carbohydrate metabolic process.
GUCGGAAAUGCAUUGGCCUGUUUUGUUGUGGACGUGAAGAAAGGACGUGGCCAAACUUGCAGCCCUGAACUGCUGUAGUUGUGAGUUGCAGAAAUGGCAGCGGAAAGGGAAUUCUUUGCUGGAAUUCCCAAGAUCUCCUAUGUGCCCAGUGCUGGAGCAGGAGAGGUGAUGUGCUUCAAACACUACAAUGCACAGGAGGUGCUGAUGGGCAGGACGAUGGAGGACUGGCUGAGGUUCUCUGUCUGCUACUGGCACUCCUUCUGUGGAACUGGUGCCGAUCCUUUCGGGUUUCCGACGCUCCACAGGCCUUGGAACGAGGGAACUCCAAUGGAAUCAGCCAAGAAGAGGCUCCGUGCUGCUUUUGAGUUUUUCACCAAACUUGGUGUGAAGUAUUACACAUUUCAUGACAGGGACAUGGCCCCUGAGGGCCCCAGCCUGGACGAGUCCAACAGGAACCUGGAUGAGAUGACAGACCUGGCCCUCCAGCUGCAGAACCAGACCGGCGUCAAGGUGCUGUGGCUCACCUGCAACCUGUUUGCCCACCCAAGGUACAUGAACGGUGCAGCCACAAACCCCGACUGCCACGUCCUGGCCUACGCUGCAGCUCAGGUGAAGAAGGGACUGGAUAUUGCUAAGAAGCUCGGUGCAGAAAAUUUUGUGUUCUGGGGCGGCAGGGAAGGCUUCCUCUCCAUACACAACACUGAUGUUGCUGCUGAGCUCAAACACAUGGCUAACUUCUUCAAAAUGGCAGUCAAGUACAAGGAGAAGAUCGGGUUGAAGUGCCAGUUCCUUAUCGAGCCAAAGCCGAAGGAGCCAUGCAAACACCAGUAUGAUUAUGAUGCCAUGAGUGUUAUCGGCUUCCUGAAGCAUUACGGUCUGGACAGCCACUUCAAGCUGAACAUCGAGCCCAACCACACCACCUUGGCAGGACACUCCUAUGAACAUGAUAUCGUCAUGUCAUCUGCGUUGGGCAUGCUCGGGUCAGUCGACUCCAACACCGGCUCUCCUGACCUGGGCUGGGACACAGACCAGUUCCCCAUGGACAUCAGAAACACCACCCUGGUCAUGAAGACUAUUAUUGAACAAGGUGGCCUGCAGCCCGGAGGUCUGAAUUUUGACGCGAAGGUCCGCAGAGAGUCCACAGACCUGGAGGACCUGUUCAUCGCUCACAUCGGAGCCAUGGAUGCCUUCGCAAGAGGCCUCCGAAACGCUGUUCGCAUCAUCGAGGACGGGCUUAUCCCUCGCAUGGUGAAGGAGCGUUACUCGAACUUCAGCCACGGCAUCGGACACAAAGUGGAAGACGGCACCGCCUCCUUAGAGGAGAUGGAGGCCUUCAUCAAGGAAAAUGGCGAACCGAAAGUCAUCUCAGGGAAGCAGGAAAAAUAUGAAGCCAUCUUUAAUCACUACAUAUAAUAGGCAUUGCCAUCUGAUAUCUGCCUGUGAUGACCUUAAAUGCAGCUUCUGUUGGGCUUACUGUUGGUGAUAAUACUAAUGACUGUAAUAUGAUAAUAACCUGUUUAUUGAGCUCUUAUCAGAAUGAAAGCCGACCAUUCUCUGUUGUCUCACCAGCAGUGGUAAAUAACAACUGUAGUGUGUGUUAUUCUGUAAUAAAACACAUUUUGUCACAGGAGAUGUAUGGUUAUUUGCCACACAGCUCACUCAUUUGUCUGUGUUUAAUUAUUGAAUUAAUAAAUAAAUUAACAUUCUGA